This is a messenger RNA of Daphnia magna, 1669 nucleotides long. RefSeq names its product cyclic AMP-dependent transcription factor ATF-4 (gene crc). Gene Ontology annotation, biological process: regulation of transcription by RNA polymerase II. NCBI's taxonomy places the organism in Eukaryota, Metazoa, Arthropoda, Branchiopoda, Diplostraca, Daphniidae. The record is from RefSeq and is a predicted model, not a curated record. The transcript has 6 exons. Gene Ontology annotation, molecular function: RNA polymerase II transcription regulatory region sequence-specific DNA binding; DNA-binding transcription activator activity, RNA polymerase II-specific. Gene Ontology annotation, cellular component: nucleus. The coding region runs from base 249 to 1334 and encodes 361 amino acids.
UCGACCCAUUCGUUCAGUGUUCAGUAUUCUCCAUGACAUCCAACAGAACAGUGCCAAUAAAAUUUUUUCUGCGUACCAUUCGGUGAACCAUUAUGGGAUACUAGCGCUUUUUGCGUUUAAACGCACACCCCCGUGUGCCUGCACAACUAUAUUUAAAAUGGAGUCUUUUAGCCUGCUUUCCCCUUCAGCCGCCCUGCCGACAAGAAAAACUAUAAUUAUAAUACAAAGUGACUACCCUGAAUACAUUAAUGGAAUUCCAUCAUCCCCACAUCAAAAUGGAAUUAGGAGAAAUGGACAGCAAUCUGGGGGCCUUCUGGUCGCCCGCUUUUGAGGAGGAUGUCUUCAAUAGCACAUUUGUUUGGAGAGAUCGAGGUGAAGGCUCAUUUGUAACAGCUGAGAAUGGAAAUGAAAAUCGACGUAAAUUAGCCACAGAGUUGCUGGAGGUGCUGGAUAGUUCCAAAAUACAACAUGACAAUUCCUGUUCUGGAUGGUUGGAGGAGCCAAUGGACUUGGAAAUCUUUGGGCAGUCACUGGUGGAGUCGCCUUCGAUUUCACUGGAUGAAACCGAAGCCUUCCCACUUUCACCCUGCCCAUCAAGUCCCCUGACCCCAGAAGCUCCCACACCUAUCCAUCCGGAGAGUCCUCAGGAAUUAUAUCCAUCCCAGGAUGAUUUGUUUUCAAUUAAACCCGACGUACCCGUUAUAACGAUUCCGGAAGAUAAUGAAGAACUACUUGAGUCGCUGGAAUCGUUACUUCAUGAAAUUGCGGAAGAAGAAGCUGCUUCAACGCCCUUUCAGCCAGAAAUUACGCAAGAAGAUGAAGAGAUAACGUCGUUACUCCUUCACUCUCUUAUCAAAGGUGAUGUUGUUUCAAGUCAAGUUCAUGAUGAACUGGCUGAAUUUAUCACGCUGAUAAACGGGAACGGAAUUGAACUCAACGAUGUGUCGGCAAUUCCAAUCGUACCGGCCUCUCCUAUGUCUUCUAUUAGAGAUGGAAAAUUGGAAUCGAGUGAUCCAGAAUGGAUACCAGCUACACCUCGUUCUUCGGGACGCAAGACAAACUGUAAUCACACCACUGCUGCUACGUUGCGUAAGCCACGCAAGAAGACUCUCAAAGUAGAUGACCGUCGUCUCCGAAAAAAAGAACAGAACAAAUCAGCUGCAACUCGCUAUCGCAUCAAGAAAAAAUUCGAAUUGGACAUAUUACUAGAAGAGGAGGCUGCUCUUGAACAACGUAACCGGCAAUUGCAAUCGAAACAUGAUGACUUGGCCAAUGAAGUCCGAUAUCUAAAGAAAUUGAUGCGCGAAGUUUUUGACAACCGCAAACGUCGUUAAACCUGUAUACUCUUUUCUCUCUUGAAAGCUGUCGCUUUAUUCCUCUUUUUAUCUGAAACAAAUGUAGUCUCGCAUCCUUUAUUAUCCUCAUAUGGAAGUCAUUUUACCAUCGAGAUUUUCUGCCAUUCCAUCACCCAUAUUUAGGCAAAAUCGCGACUCAACUAGCCUGUGAAUCUUGAAGACAACGUCCAAUUAUGAUGGCCAACUCGUUCGGUCGGAUGCUUCUUAUCUGAAAGUUGUCCUCAGUUUUCCUGGUUCUCUGUUUUGCUAAAAGCCUCUUAUUUACGAAAAUGUCAUUUAGUUCACUUUCACAGUAAAAUGGUGUCGGUAUCUUA